AGCGCCGCAACAUCCAGCGGGCGAAAUCUCUGACGUAACCUCGCCGAUUUGCAUAUUCGCUUUUAGGAGAACGCCAUUGGUCCCUGAAUCCGCCCCCCGCGCUCGGCGCGCUGUGCGUCGUUAGUGGGUUGAGCAAACAUCGUUUGAAUGCCGGGAAGCGGUCAUUGGUGAAUCAAGCUGUCUGCAGUAACGUCAGGAGAUUAGUGAAUCGCAGCUGGAAUGCGAGCUUGAUUCACAAAGGCAAGAGAGGGAGACAAAGCCACCGCGCAGAAGAUACGCACUCCGGACUGCCACAUCCCGCACAGGUACCGAAAAAACCGCGUCGACUUACUCCAUUAGAUCAUCCUGCAUCUGCACAGCAGUGCUUUGACAGCCAUGAAGGGAGAGCAUUUAUUUGCCAACAUGAGAAGCGCUCCAUUCUUCCAGCGGGUUUACCUCCUAGGAGGAGAAGAGCUGGUAGUCCUGCAGUCCACCAUGGGAGAGUCCUCACUGGGAGACAGUUUCCAACAAAUCACCGACUUCAAUGAUCUCCCCAUGUCCCUCUUCGCCUGCAAUGUGGACCAAUCAGUAUUUGAAGACCAUGAGGGCAAGAAAAUGUUCGAGGCGCUGUUUCUCGCGUAUGAUGAUGGUGUGACAUUCCAGCAGUUUAAGAGCUUCCGACGUGUACGAAUCAAUUUUAGUAACCCCAAAGCAGCAGCCAGUGCUAGAAUAGAGCUGCACGAGACACCUUUCAGAGGAAAGAAACUUAAACUCUAUUUUGCCCAGGUGCAGAACCCAGCAUCCGAAGGAGACAAUUUGCACCUGGCUCCUCCCCAGCCUUCCAAACAGUUCCUCAUCUCGCCUCCUGGCUCACCUCCAGUUGGCUGGCAACAGAUUGACGAGGCCACACCAGUUAUUAACUACGACCUGCUUUAUGCAGUUGCCAAGCUUGGCCCAGGUGAGAAGUUUGAGCUACAUGCAGGCACAGAGUCUACGCCCAGCGUUGUGGUCCAUGUCUGUGACAGCGAUACAGAUGAGGAGGAGGAACCAAAGAACAACCCUAAACCAAAAAUCAUCCAGACCCGACGCCCAGACCUGCCAGUCUCACACUGAACUCUACAGCUCCGCACAGAGUCAGGAGGAUUUAUCCCCUCCACCAUCUCCUUUACAGGACCUCUGCCACCCUCCUUCAGAACCUUGUGAAACACACAACCAGGGUCUGAGGGACUCUAAUAUGUGUUUCUCAUUCAGCACAAACAUGUAUACAAUACUAAAUGUGCUGUCACAAUUUUUUUUAUGUUGCAAUACUCUGUGUUAAAUAUGGCUGCUCUCUGUAACUCUUUCCCAAUCUGACUCUGUUGUAAUGUCAUCUGAUCACCAGUUAGAGGCAGCAUGUACCCGUCCCUGCUCUCACCUACAUUUCUGAUUGGCUCCUGGGCUGUGGCACAUGAUAAUGUCAGAUGUGCCUACUGGCUGAUAGCUGGCCACUUGGCUUUGCUCUUGCACCACAACUAUGUACCAUUUGUACCCAGCAAGCCAUUAAUAAUAUUACAUUCUUCAUAAGGGCAUGCUAGCCGCUAAAUGUGUCUAAACACCAGCGCUGCAUGUGGCACCCUUAGAAAUAUAUCUUUCCUAACAAAUUUCUGUUAAAUAACCCUAGUAUGGCAAAAGGAUCACUUUUGCAGAGCAAAAAGUGCAGACCACAAGAAUCAUUCUCUUCAGGCCAGUGCAUGUUCUGGUAGCUGUGUUUUCCGCUGUGUAUAACUGUCUAUGUGUCUCGCCAACAGUGUUCUUACAGAAAAACGUUAAGCUGACAUUUUGACCACACCUUUCAGUGGAACCUAUAUAAGUUGCUUCCUCAAUGUGAUUUUUUUGUUUUUGUUUUGUCGUGUUUGUGCCCUUUUGAAGAUGGAAACCUUAAAGAACUUUUUUCUUCUGUAAGCUCUCAUUAGAGAUUAGAUGACAUCAAUGGGUAAUCAGAUGUCAUUUAAUGAAGUCUGUAUUAUGCACGGUUACUCGUUUCUAGAAUUUAAUGUAGUUGUCCAAAUCCACAGCUCUGCUCGUAGUCUGAGACUUUCGCACACAAGUUCAUUUCUAAUCAUGUCAAAGAAAACAUGUACAGUAGGAUGCUACUGAGACAGAUCUUCCAAGUGCUAUUACACAGUGGGUAACAAAAAGCAAAAGUUACGA
Messenger RNA from Cyprinus carpio (common carp), 2169 nucleotides. Its product is annotated as calcipressin-2-like. Lineage: Eukaryota; Metazoa; Chordata; Actinopteri; Cypriniformes; Cyprinidae. Gene Ontology annotation, cellular component: cytoplasm; nucleus. Gene Ontology annotation, molecular function: nucleic acid binding; calcium-dependent protein serine/threonine phosphatase regulator activity. The record is from RefSeq and is a predicted model, not a curated record. Gene Ontology annotation, biological process: calcium-mediated signaling.